AUGGCGUCCACCUCCCACCCAACGCAAACCCACCCCUCCGCCCCUCCCGCCGCCCUCUCAAAAGAAGACUCCACCGCCACCACCACCUCCUCCACCUCCACCGACUUCGAAGUCGCGUCGCCGAUGAAAUUCACCCACACCGGUGACCCGUUGGCCGAUCGACCGAGCGUGCAGGAUGCGGAACCCAAGCUGUCACGACACAUCAGAGCGAUUCCCGAUGAUGGCAACGAGGAGGAUGGGAAAGAGAAGGGAUUGAUGGCGAAGUUGAAGGCGAAACUCCUAGGUUCAAAGGGGAAGGAGCACGCGCAUCACGAAGCUCCGACGAGGACGUCGGAAGAUGUGGAGGUUGUGGGUACGAUGAGUGGGAGUCCGGUUAGGGAUGGAGGAGGGUUGGAGAGGCAUAUUAGUGCUAUUCCGCAGGAUUGA
Zymoseptoria tritici IPO323 is the source of this 426-nucleotide messenger RNA. RefSeq lists its product as uncharacterized. The record is from RefSeq and is a predicted model, not a curated record. Bases 1 to 426 code for a protein of 141 amino acids. NCBI's taxonomy places the organism in Eukaryota, Fungi, Ascomycota, Dothideomycetes, Mycosphaerellales, Mycosphaerellaceae. The transcript has a single exon.